AUGAAGACCAAUCGGCGCAAAGUAUCCCGGGCUUGCGAGAGGUGUCGUAAGCAAAAGCUGAAAUGUGAUAUCGAGCGUCCAUGCACCCUAUGCUCACGAGCGAAUGUUGAAUGCAUUGCAUCGGACAGUUCGAGAUGGAGACCCUAUAAAAGUACACGGACGCAAAUCGCGACAACGACCAAGCCAGUCCGAGCUCAGCUGGGAGCUACUGUUGCUCCGGUUGUAGAAUCAGCCUGGAAUUCCAGUUCAACCGUGAAGCUAGUUGAAGAGGCAUUUCAGCAGCAUGAAGCUGACUCACCGGAAGGCGUUGAAUUCUCCGCUCUAAGAUCAGAGACUUGGGCCCAAGAAAAGCCUGCUACCGAAACUGACAACAAGAGUCCCUUCCAAAUACCUGUCGCUGAACGUCCCAGAGACAAACAACUACAACAAGCCAAUGUUAAGUCCAAGCUGUCGGCUGCCGAGAAGGAACUCAUGUCUUUGUUACCCGAUCUUGGACCAGCGACUCUCUUGGUCGACAACUAUUUUGAUCGCAUCCACUGGUUCAUAUUAGUCUUUCACCAAGAUGAUUUCAGAAGAAAGUUCCAGGAUCUCUACAAAUACCAAAUUUCUCCUUCCGGCUCGAACGCCCCAUCGAGAGGUAUAGGCUUUCUAGCCGUUCUUCUGGCCGUUUUCGCGACCAGCUUGCAUCACAGCGGGGUGCAGGAAAGCAAGCUCAAAUCCCAUAAUAUCGAUCCCAAAGAACUGAAAGACCGGAUAUUAGACACCCUUAAAUUGAGAUUUUUGGAUAUUGUCUCAAGAGGUUCUCUUGAAGCAGUGCAAUUCUGCGUUUUGCUAGCAAGUUAUUACUUGUACCACGGUCAACCUGGAAUGGCUUGGCCGCUAUCGGGUUCUGGGUUGCGAAUCGCCCAAGCACUGGCACUUCAUCGAAGAGCGACAGCUGGAGAUCCUAAUGAUCAAGCUAUCAAUCAGCAGAUACAAGACCGGAAACGGGCAUGGUGGGCUGUCUACGAGAUCGACACUUUCUGCUCGAUGCUUUAUGGAUUCCCUCUCGGCUUUUCCGAUGACGAUUGCAACAUCGAAGCUUUGGAUCCAUAUGAUAAGUACUCUGGGUCGACUAAGGAGUCUCGCCAGACAAUGAGACCAUCGUUACUGUUUUAUAAAUGUGCGAUGUCUAGGCUGUCGGCUAUUGUCAAGUCCGCAUUGGUUGAGCUAUAUGGCACUAGGCAUAGUGACGGAAAGAGAGAGAACAGCCUAAAAAGUCUUUUCGAUAAAGUUGCGGUUUUAAAGGAGCGUCUCCAAGAGUGGCAUGGAAACCUAGCUCCAAAGCUCAAGUUCGAUAGUCAUGACUCUCUGUCAGAUCUUCAAGUUACGAGAGACCGCGAAAGAACUGGGCAAGAAUUUGAAAACCAUCUGUUCCGGCUGCAAGCACUUUCCCUGAAGCUGGCAUACGAGAACGCGAAAAUUCUAAUCCAUAGGCCACUUCUGUCAUUCCGACUGGCCACUUCGACUUCAACAAGCACAGUCAACUCCAAUACCGACCCAUUUCGGCGGGCGAUGCAAGAGUGUAGGGAGGCUGCACUCCAUAUAUCGAAGAUCACUUCAACCCCUUACCUCUUAGAAGCAUCUGAGACAUAUGCUGUAGCUGUUGUGUCACUGCACCUCUUGACGGCAGGUGUGACACUCUGUAUUUCGAUAACCGUCGAUCCCUUUGCUUCCAACUCAGCCGAGGCGAUAUCUGGAAUACGACAGCUGAUGCAGGUACAGGACCUUCUGAAGGACAGAUCAAUUGUUGCCGCACAGAGUCUGGACAUCACAAAAAGAUUGAUGGGUCUUGUGACGGCAAAGGCAGGCAACGAUAGGCCAGAGACUGAGCCUGUUAGUAGUAAAUACGCAGAUGUCCCUCCUGGAGAAGGCAGCAAAAAUAGCUCUACAGCGCCUGAUAGAAGAUAUUCUGGACAAGGGUCGAUUCCAACGACAAACAUGGAUUUGAACUCACCACCGACGGGGAAUAAUGGUAGCAUAACUGAUACACUGAGCCUGAGCUUCGCAGAUCAAGAUAUUACCGUCUGCGCUGACGCGUCUGUGGAGGACACCAUUCUAGAGUAUGAGCAAGUCGUUUAUUUACUGGAGAUAUCACAUAUGAUCCAGGUGAUUCGUUUCUGGACAAUCGUUUCUUGGAACAGAACCAAGGCUGGAUAUGGAGUUGGAACUUUAUGGAAUAGGUAG
Messenger RNA from Fusarium mangiferae, 2226 nucleotides. RefSeq lists its product as uncharacterized. The coding region runs from base 1 to 2226 and encodes 741 amino acids. Gene Ontology annotation, biological process: regulation of DNA-templated transcription; DNA-templated transcription. Gene Ontology annotation, molecular function: zinc ion binding; DNA-binding transcription factor activity, RNA polymerase II-specific; DNA binding. The transcript has 4 exons. The record is from RefSeq and is a predicted model, not a curated record. NCBI's taxonomy places the organism in Eukaryota, Fungi, Ascomycota, Sordariomycetes, Hypocreales, Nectriaceae.